Messenger RNA from Hydatigera taeniaeformis, 6093 nucleotides. The record is from the annotation of a GenBank genome assembly. NCBI's taxonomy places the organism in Eukaryota, Metazoa, Platyhelminthes, Cestoda, Cyclophyllidea, Taeniidae.
AUGACAGUGUCAAUAGUCCUCUCUGCUGUAUGCUAUCUUCUUCACAAUCGUUAUUGCAUCCCUCAUCUUGAUCUUGUGCGCGAUUUGUUGGCUCCAUCAAAUCCGGUAUCUGUUCAAGUGAAUGGAAUGCGAAUGUUCCUGCUUUGGUACCAGAUACUUGGGGAGAACGCAGUUACAGAAUGUACAGAUCUGUUUAUUCAUCUUGUGCCUGAUUUUGGCAAGCUUCAUGAUACAUACAAGCCUCUAAAAGACAAAACCUUAAAUCUGACACCAGUCAGCCCUGGUGGAGAUGGCCGAAAAUCCGAUCGCAGUAUGUCGUUGCAGCCAAGGGUGGAUGUAGCGCCAUCUGUUGGGUCUGCACAGUUAAAUGAUGAGCGGAAAAAUUACAUUCUCCUUCGUUAUCUUCUACGAUUUGCGGUUACCGAGGUGGAUAAAAUUCAGUGGAAUUCAAGUACUUUUGACCGAAGACCAAUGUGUUUUUGGUUCAUCUUCGAACAACUCAAACGAUACUACUUUCCUGCUAUCUUUCCAAAGAUUUCAGCAAAAUACAGUUUCUACGAUGGCGUGUUAACAGCGAUGAUAAAGAAUCCUUUGGACUACUCUCCUGCCCCCGAGGGGUACACUCUUCCCGCCACUCAUCUUGCCAUUUACCAGGAAGAGGUUGUGCGCUGGUUGACUGACUUUUUAUAUACCGGUCCACGUGCAUUUUUGCCGAGUUUGAGUGGAGGAUCGCCCCAGCUGCAAGCUUCUCAGAUGUCAUCUUCAAUUAUACCGUCUUCGCAACGACAGCAACGCCGCAGCUCUAUUGCCUUCACGAAUUUACUGUCAAUUUUAGAAAUUCGUCAAACGGUUCCAGGCUAUUUCGCUGAGCAUUCAGUAAUAACGCCACAACGAACGGUUUUCCUAGAGCCCGUUUUGCCCAUGCUACCGGAAUGGAGUUCUGAGUACUCUUCUAAGAUGAUCGAACGCGUGCGUGACAUCCUUUUUUACUCAAGACAGAAUGUCAAUCUGAUCCAUGCAAUCCUCUACCAUACCUCUCUACUGCCACUCGACCGAUAUAAGGCACUUUUUUGCCUUAUUCUUGUCUAUCGUUCAUGGCUGAAGGGAUCUGCUCAACCAAAUUUUAUGCCGGGUUCAAGCCUCAAAGACAUGAGGCGCCGCCGCGAAGCAAGUCUGUCGGCAGUUCUUCCCAAUGUGAGCCUUUCUAAGGUUUCUAACAGUUCGCCCUCUCCUUCGACUCAACACCCGAUCCCACUCACACGUAAUGAUAUUGGCGGAUGCUUGCAGACAACUUACCAGGCGAUGUUUACCAAUCUGGCUCACAUUUUCCUCCGCGUCUGUCCCCCUGCCUGUGUGGUGACCCUUGAGCUGACGGAUAGGGUGCAGGAGACACCGGUGGAUUUUGUUGUUCAGCAAAUCGCGUUGUGCACCCUCAUUCUUGACACCGUUAUCCAACCACUAACUCAGUCCAACGCCCUCAGCACCGAGAGCUGGGAGAAAUUGCUCUUCACUUUGAUGCAUAUCGUUUCGGAGGUCAUGUCGAAAAUCUAUCAGACAGACCAAUUUGAUUCCCAUUGGGUGUCAAAUGAUAAACUUUUGGGCAAAAUGUUCCAGAAAGCUAUGGAUUUUCUAACGCGUCAACUGGGUAAAAUAGUUUUUGGUGUGGAUCUAUCAAAUCUUCCCGAUGAAAGGAAGACCAAGCGGGGGAGGCGGGUUUUAGGUAGAUUGGGUGCAGCUUCGCAGUACCUAGAUCCAUCCCGUAUUGCUUCAAAAGAAAAGCGAAACUCCGCUAAUGUCAAGACUGUUGGUAGCGCUAUGUCAGGUCUGUUGAGCGCUAAACUGCCUUCUAAAGCACUCGAUUUCGAAGAAUCCACUUCUAACGAAGCCAAUUCGAUAGGCUUGGGACAGGGGACACCAGCAGUGGAGUUCAGUCUAACCACUAGUUAUGAUGACACCGACGCAGUCAGCUCCGAUAUAGCUGCUGAACCUCUGAGUGCUACUGAGGCGGUAGGCGCUACCUUCCAUGAGUCACCCAACUUCUAUGAUGGUUGCGGUAGCGACAUUGAUUAUUACCCUCCAAAGGGUCAUAUUUUUGCGUCGUGGAAUGAAUCUCAAGUAGAUGAAGCUGAUGUGGUGGAAGAUGAUGGGAGUGUGGCACUGCCAUCCUCCAAGGCGUUGGAUAAUGGAAUCAACAAGUCGGUAACUCAGACUCAGCUCUACUUCAUGGAAAAUCUUGUUCCUGAUAACACAUAUGAAUCAGAGAACCCCGCUCGAACGACCUUGGUACAUGACAGGGAUUUUUACACUGCACGACCUCAAGAGAAGUCUGAUAAUGUGCAGUUGGAUGUUGUGCGCCAGGGACACUUGCCAGACAGCUUGCCGUCCACCACAACAUUAACGAGAGUUUCGAACUCUGAGUUGUCUUCACAAGCAUCCACGUUGAAAAAACCAGCCCCGGAGUAUCUACAGGGGAGCAGCGUUUUGGCCGGUGGGAAGGAGUUGGGGUGGAAUUCUGACUCUGCCGUGGUCUGUUGGCGCCGCUUUCUCGGCCUCUUGGGCGAUUUUAGCCACCUUUCUAGCCCUGCUGUGAUGGCUGAUGCCUUUACGUACCUCGAUUCACUAACCAACUCUCUCCUUACCAUUGACGCCUACCAACCGCUGGAAAUUAUGUCAAACGGAACAGUGAAAGCGCCUUCAAAUCGUCCUCCCAUUGACUAUCUUGUGCCUGUCUAUCUGAAGGUUCUGCAAAUGUCCUCUGAAUUCGUUGAAGGCAAGAAAUUAGCUCUCAGCAUCUUGAGGAAGAUCCUUAUCGCGCAGCAUGAUAUCGAACCUAGCGAAGAAUUAUUGGCCCAGUUCUACCGUAUUCUGCAUCACCUUCUCACUCAAAAAGAAUGUGUAAAUAUUCAUCCUUUAAAAGUGUUGAAUGUUGAAGCAGGAAAUGGCGAUCUUGGAUUUGAUUUAUCUCAUUGCUCAAAGUCUUCAAAACCACCUAGCAACUUUGCUAGCGAGGUUAUUCGCUCAGACUGUGGGAAAAUCUUUAGCUACUCUCUGUCUGGUUGUGGUCUGUUGACAUUGGACUUCAUACAGGCUGCUGACGAAAUUCUGUGUCAACCUUCUUCAAAAGACGAGACAUUACACGCUCAAGCGAUGUCCAUUCUCGUCACUCUCCUUCCAUUUCAACACCAUUUCGGAACACUGAGGGCAUUCAUUCCCGCUUCUCGCGAGCUUAAAGUGAAGGAGACUGACGACAUCAUUCCUCUCUUGGCCUCCCAACUGUUUCGUGGAGUCGUGGCGGAGGCGAAUGAGGAGGCUCGUCAAGUAGCGAUUUGUGGCCUUCUAGUGGUGUGCUACUCCAAUCUCACUAGGCAGUCGGGUUCUCGCUUCGCUUCAGCUGAGAAGACCACCUCUCUUCGCACCUGCCUCAUCACUCUACUGCGCUGUACACGUCUCACCAACCGCGCUGUCGCUCUCACCGCCAUGAGUAUGCUUCGCACCCUCACUGAGUGCUCGGAAAUCAUCUUCGACAUUAACCCCACUUAUCCCAUCUUCAUUAUUCAGCUCUUGACUGGAAAUAUAUCAGCGUUGAUGGAAUGGACAAUGAAAAUACCAUUGCCACUUCUGACUUCACCGUUUGUUGAUUUGAGCAAGACGGAGGGAGUUGAUCUGAUACGUUCAAAGGAAGUUACCUGCCUCUGGGUAGUUUUCUCAGUGCUCGAAUUCAUCUGCUCUUCUCCCUUCACCUCUGUUCAGUUGGAAUCAGCUGGUCCUGGUUGGGUACCUGGUUGUCCAAUCUCUGAUCCUCUUGCUGGUGAAGCCAAAAGCGAGGCUACUCCAUGGUUUCUCUACCAGCUUCUGUCAGUUGAGCAGAAAAAAAAAUUUGUUGAUGCACUGCGACCAGGUGUGGGCGAUGGAGAACGCCACUCUGAUUCCAUAGAUGUGUUUUCUGAUCAGAGCUACUUUCUGGCACCAACUCCUCUCACUCCAGAGAGCAUUCGAAUGGCUGCUCGGUUCGCUCGCUGUCAACUCUUCUGCCAACUCGGUCGGUAUCCUCUAUCAAGCACCAAUGAUAUAACGGAUUCUCGUGUCCAAGAACAUCAUGAUAGGACAAUGAUAAUUGGCAACGUAGAAGAAGAGCUGACUUUUGAAUCAUUCGAUCAGCCGGACGUACAAAUAUUUGUCGUAAACCGGUCCUUCUUGGUAUCAAUUUUCACUGUUGCUUCUACUGACGAAUCCAACAACUGGGCAUCGAGAACUGGGCAUGCAGUUAAUGCAGAGACCCUCAAGGAGGAUGCUGUAACAGACCUUUGUAAUGUGCGCGUAAUUGUGCGAGACGUCGCAGGCAAGUACGCAUGGGAUGCUACUCAUAUCUAUGGUUUAAUGCCGGAGAUGCAGAAAUGGGCACCAUCACCUCCACCCCGUCAACGAGCUUUUUCAGUCAACUUGGAAACUGUUGCAUCCGAUGAAAAUGAGGAGGACGGCAAAGUCAGGUCAGACUUCCUCAACAAGCUCCUUGAGGAUUUGGUUUCGCAGCACCCUGAACUUAGAUCACAUCUUCCAUUUGAAUACACUAAUGUGGUUGGUGCAACUAAUGUCAGUAGCUGUUUGGCAAAUCCGGCAUUUGAGAAAUGGGCAUCUGAACGAAUCUCCACUGCGAUGAGGAAUGAAAGACGAGCACUUGGACACAGUAUUGAGAUUCCUCCAUUACAUUUCUACGGCAAUAGUGCUGAAGAUAUACUGGAAUCAAGUGAAAUGGAGCAGUGGUUCAAGCUUUGUCAGAAAUACAACACCAUCAAACAACUUCUAUGUCAGCUCGGUUUUUUAUCACAAAGUCGCCGACCUUCAGUUGAAUUACUAAAGAAGUCUUGGGGACUGGUUCGGGAAAUUAAAAAUCUUGACAAGCGGCGAUCGCGUCAAACUUACAAAAUAGCAUUGGUGUACGUCGGGCCGGGACAGGAGGAAAAGCAAGAUAUUUUGUCAAAUUCGCGGGGUUCUGUCGAGUUUCAGCAAUUCGCCUCCAAUCUUGGGUGGCCUGUCAACUUGGCUAAUCAUCAGGGCUUCACAGGAGGUUUGCAGUAUCCUGAGGAUGGUGAAAUCGCCACUUACUUUGCUAGUCCUGCGAUUGAAGUAAUCUUUCACGUCUCCACGCAAAUGCCUUCCGCCACCGAUGAGGACCGACAUCGAAUGUUCAAACACCUCGGCAACGAUGAAGUGAUGAUUAUUUGGACUGAGCAUUGGCGUUCUUUUCGAAGGAGUAGCCUUCGCACGGAGUUUGGUGAUGUGCUUAUUAUUAUCUCACCGUUAUCCAAUGGUCUCUUUCGAAUUGAGAUACGGAAGGAACCAGAGAUACCAUUUUUUGGCCCCCUCAUUGAUGGCAUGCUGGUCUCGGAGGAACAUCUUCCCUUCUUAGUUCGCUCAACGGCGAUUCAAGCUAGUAACGCCAUAAAUAUCAGAAAACCCAAUUUCAAGGAGCACUUUGAAGAGCGAUGCUUCUAUCUUCAGUCUAUCAUCAACGGCCACGCACAAAACACCACCUUUGAAGAUUUCAUCAUGCAAGUAGCCUCACCAAAAACUCUUCUUCUGCCACGUCGUCGCACGGUUUACGUGGUGACUAUCACACUUACGGUUGUCGAAUUUCUAUUCGCAGGUCAAGAGAGUACUAGUCGUGGACCUCCCGCUGUAGCACCAUGUUUUAUGGUUCACCCCGAUACCGAUUCAGCGAGACUUCCAAGUAUCCCAGCAAAAGAUGUGUCAUCACUCGUUCGAAUGAGACGACGUGUGCCCGCUCGAAGCGAAAGUGUUUCAGGGGCAGAGGACUGUAUCACUCCAGCCCUGGCCAAUGAAGACUCUUACCGAGUGAACUCUUUUAAUUUGUCCUGUGAAAACGAAGUGUCUCCAACAGAAACAGCUCCAUGCGCUGCUCUUACUUCAUCUGCACCCACUCCCCUCGACGCACCACAGCAAGUCAUUUUUAUGAAAGAACAGGCACGAACUAACUUCUUUAACCGCAUCUCAUUGCGUCACAAACGACGCAACAUCGGCGCACAGGGGCGCAGGGCAUCCAUCAGUAGAAUUUUCAAUGUCAGCAACCGCUAA